GUUAACAUGGCUUCGAAAGGACAGGGCGAGAGUUGGACCGAAGAGUUAAUUUGUCCUGUCUGCCUGGAUUUGUUCACCGAUCCGGUUAUACUACAGUGUGGGCACAACUUCUGUCGCUCUUGUAUUACACGGUGUUGGGAAAGGGAGGGGAAAAACUGCUGCCCGGAAUGUGAAGAGGUGUUUGCUGACCGCACCCUCAGGGUCAAUCAGGCCUUAGCAAAUCUGGCUGAAAAAGCUCGAAAUCUAAAGCUGAAUCCGAAAGGGAAGCAAUGCGAGGAACAUGAGGAAGAACUGAAGCUGUUUUGUGAAACGGACAAGACACUGAUCUGUCUGAUCUGUAGAGAUGCGCAGGAACACAGAGAGCACAAUUUCAUGCCGAUUAAAGAAGCUGUUACAAUCUACAAGGAUCAACUAAAAUCUUCCUUAGGCUCUCUCAUAAAAAAGAAAUCAGACUUCCUGGAAAAGGAGCAGCGACAGAAAGAGAAGAUUUCCGGAGUUCGGGAACAGUCACACAGUGUUCAGUCCCACAUCACAUCCCAGUGUGCUGAACUACGCCAGAUUAUCACUGAGAAAGAGCAGCGCUUUCUCAGGGAUCUCAGGGAAGAAGAGGAGAGGAUUCUAAUUCCAAUGGAGAAAAAUCUUCGUGAGAUUCAAAAGAAUAUAAGGAUAAAUCAGCAGGAAAUCUCUAAGUUAAAGGAACAGAUAGAUCAAAGUGACAGUGUGAUAUUUCUCAAGGAGGAAUCUCGUCGGAACAGAAGGAUUAAUGACGAUGUCCAGGAAUUGUCAGUGAUAGAUGAGGUCCUCUCGGUUGGAAAAUUCGAUCUCCCCUAUUUGUUGAAAACUCUGCUCAGAGAAACACUUGAUGCCAUUAAUCGAGUCUCUGUCACUCUGGAUGUGGAAACGGCGCAUCCGCGGCUCGAGGUGUCUGAGGAUCGGAAGAGUGUGAGGAUGACCUGGACCCGCAGGGAUCUCCCUGAUGCCGAGAAGAGGUUCACAAAACGGUUUUCUGUGCUGGGAUCGGAGGGAUUCACAACGGGGAGACAUUACUGGGAGGUGGAGGUGGCCGGAAUUCGGGACUGGAGGCUGGGAGUCGCCGCAGAGUCUGUGGAGAGGAAAAAAGAGGUCGAAAUCAGUCCGGAGACCGGAUUCUGGGUCAUCAGGCUGGUUGAUGACGAGAUCAGUGUUGCCUCCUCCCCUGAGUCCCGUCUCCCUGCCGGUCCCAUCCCCGGGAGGGUGGGAGUUUAUCUCAGUUACGAGUCCGGGACAGUUUCAUUUUACAACGUGGAGACCAAAUCCCAUCUCCACACCUUCACUGGGAAUAAUUUCACGGGGAAACUUUAUCCUUUAUUUGCGACUUGGGAUGAAAACCAGUGGCUGAGAAUUCUCUCUGGUUCCGCUCUGGAUCUGUAAACGGGUCGGGUCCCGUGACAGGCCUCAGGAGUAAAGUCCCUGUAAAUAUAAAUAUGCGGAGAGAGAAAUAAACAUGAGAUGAGUGUCACAAAAAACUGUGGGUCAAUUGUUUAAGAAAAAUAACCAGAUGGCUUGAGUCGCAAAACUAGAUUGAGGUGCUUUUAUUUACCUCAAAACAAGACAAAAACUGGAAAAAAAGAAACAAUAUAUAUAGCCACCCUCAGAAUAAACACAAAAGAAAACUAACCCCAAAGCCUUGGUAACCUGAGGCUUAUAACUGCUAAGCCCCUCCCCCUAGACCAACCAAAAGCUAGUUAACUCAAUUAUCCAAUUAAAGAUGGUAUACUCCACCAUCAGCACACCUGUGCAGGUUGCUGCUGCCUCUAUAUAUAUUUUUCUCCAAAAAUACUUUAUUUAGAAAUAUUACAAAAUAAAGUUUUUACAUAUAAAAAAAUUCGUU
Mobula hypostoma (lesser devil ray) is the source of this 1870-nucleotide messenger RNA. Its product is annotated as zinc-binding protein A33-like. The coding region runs from base 7 to 1410 and encodes 467 amino acids. NCBI's taxonomy places the organism in Eukaryota, Metazoa, Chordata, Chondrichthyes, Myliobatiformes, Myliobatidae. Gene Ontology annotation, molecular function: ubiquitin protein ligase activity; zinc ion binding; protein binding. Gene Ontology annotation, cellular component: cytoplasm. The record is from RefSeq and is a predicted model, not a curated record. Gene Ontology annotation, biological process: protein ubiquitination. The transcript has 6 exons.